GAGCCGUGCCCCAGCCAGCGCCAGCGCCCCGGGCCCGCCUGCCGCCCCCGCGCAGCCCCGCGGCCCGGCCCGGCCCGGCGGGCUCCCGGGAUGGAGCGGCGCGGGGGCUGGCGGCAGGAUUCUGGAAGUAGUCUUUCUGGGCUAAGGGAAUGGAGACCAGUCGUUUACAGAAAGUGCACAGACAGUCUUUGGUUGCUCCUCUUCUUUCUCUUCUGGGCUGGCUUGAUGUUUAUAGCUGGCUAUGCUGUGAUGGCUGGUGCUGCAGAAAGACUUGUGCUUGGAUAUGACAGCUUCGGGAACUUAUGCGGUAAGAGGAACACUCCCGUAAAAGGAGCACCCCUUUCUGGACAGGACAUGACUAAUAAAAAGUAUGUGUUCUUUAUGAAUUCAUGCAGCUUGGAAAUGCAAAGCCUCAAAUUCAGUUCACUUUCCUUGUGUGUGUCUAGUUGUCCACAAGAGCAACUCAGCUCUUUGGAAGAUCUCCAGAGUUUUGCAAGGAAUAACGGUUCUUGCCUUUGUGUUUACAACUUGAAUGUUUCCAGCUACACACUAAAUCCAAAGGCAGCUGAGCUGUGUCCCACACUGCCAGUUCCACCAAGUAAAUCUUUUCCAUUAUUUAAUCGAUGUGUUCCACAAAAUCCCGAAUGCUAUUCCAAGUAUGCAUCUGUCUUAAUACGUACAGUUAAUGAAGUGGAUGUUUUCCACCGAAUUCUGAGUGGAAUAUUGGCAGGAAGAGAUACCAUGAUAGGACUGGCUGUCCUUGCACUAGCCUUCUCUCUUAUCCUGGUUUUAUCCUUCAGAUUCAUUCGGACACUUCUGGUCCAUACUUUGGUUGCACUGGUUGUAUUCGGAUUGUUAUUUGUCUCAGGUGUUCUCUGGUGGCUCUACUAUGACUACAGGAAUGAUCCCAGCACUGAGCUGGAAACAGAAAAGGAAAACGUAAAAUUCCUGCUUGGAUAUGCUGUCUUCUCCACAGUAUUUACCGUUGUUCUGCUUUGCCUUACACUUGUACAAAGACAGAGGUUUCGAUUCACUGUACAUCUCUUUCAAGUUGUUGGUAAAAUCAUUGACAGGAUUCCUUUCCUCCUGUUCCAACCACUCUGGACCUUCCUGAUUCUGAUUGUGUUCUGGGUAUUUUGGGUUGCUGUACUACUUAGCUUGGGAACUGCAGGUGCUGCACAGACUACUUCAGGAGGGCAAGUAGAAUACAGAGCUCUGUCUGGAAUUUGCUACAUGGCAUGGUACCAUUUCAUUGGCCUUAUCUGGACUAGUGAGUUCAUUCUUGCCUGUCAGCAAAUGACAAUUGCUGGGGCAGUGGUUACUUGUUACUUCAACAGAAACAAAAAUAACCCACCACCCCAUCCAAUCCUGUCAUCCAUAUCAGUUCUUUUUUGCUAUCAUCUGGGAACUGCUGUAAAAGGUUCAUUUUUAAUCACAAUACUGAGAAUACCAAGGAUUAUUCUCUUGUACCUUUAUAAUAUCCUGAACCAAAAGGAGAGUGCAAAGUGCCCGUCCAAGUGCUAUUUCUGCUGGUUUUGGUGUCAGGAGAGUUGCUUAAGAUACUUUAACCAGCAUGCAUACACAACUACAGCCAUAAAUGGGACAGAUUUUUGUACAUCAGCAAAGGAUGCUGCCUUUAUUUUGGCAAAGGAUUCUGCUAAACUUGCUUCCAUUAGCUGUUUUGGGGAUUUUGUCCUCUUUCUAGGAAAGGUGUUUGUUGUGUGCUUUACUGUUUUCGGAGGAUUGAUGGCAUUUAACUACCAUCGUGAAUUGCAAGCUUGGGUAGUUCCUCUGUUGCUGGUUGGAUUUUUUGCCUAUAUGAUGUCCCACAAUUUUCUGUCUGUGCUUGAAGUGACAGCAGAUACCAUGUUCCUUUGCUUUACUAUCGACAUGGAAACAAAUGAUGGAUCUACAGAGAAGCCAUACUUCAUGGACCAGGAGCUGCUGGCCUUUGUGAGUCAGAGUAACAAGUUAACAGAAGGGCAAAAACACAGAAGCACGAGACCUUUCCAGAACGGCGAAGAUGGGACAGAGCUCCAGCCUAUGACUUCCACGUGAUGUGCACCAGGAGCUAUGAAGGCAGAUGAGCAACAGCAAAAAGUCAUAGAAAAAAAGUACAAGUCACCAAUACUCCAGGACAAAGUAUGAAUUCUCUACAUCUCUGUUGUAUGUUCUGCACUGGUAAAACGACACACAAUCUGUUCCUAUGAAUGAUGUAUUUUGUGUGUCAGUACAUCUGAUUUUCUUUAUAAUGGUCUGAAAGUCAUUAAUAAACAAAUUCCUUGUAAAUGUC
This is a messenger RNA of Colius striatus (speckled mousebird), 2293 nucleotides long. RefSeq names its product solute carrier family 44 member 3 (gene SLC44A3). Gene Ontology annotation, biological process: transmembrane transport. The transcript is spliced from 16 exons. Gene Ontology annotation, molecular function: transmembrane transporter activity. The record is from RefSeq and is a predicted model, not a curated record. Gene Ontology annotation, cellular component: membrane. Lineage: Eukaryota; Metazoa; Chordata; Aves; Coliiformes; Coliidae. Bases 91 to 2058 code for a protein of 655 amino acids.